GUUUAUUUUUUUAUAUAGUAUCUUUUUUUUUUUUUUUUUAAGAAAACACUAUAAAUAAAUAUUAAAGUUAUCAAUCAUCGAUUUUACUUUUUUUCUUAUCAGUAAACUAAAAUAUAAAUAUAUAGAUAUUUAAUUAUCUCUAUAUACAGUCUAAAUAAAAUAUUUAAUUUUUUAAUAAAUAAAUAACACAACAAAUAAAAUUUUAAACUUUUUUUUUUUUUUCAUAUUUUUACUCUUUUUUUUUUUUAGUAAAUAGUUUUUAGUAUUUUUUUUUUUUUUGUCUAUAAAUAAAUAUUAAAAAAAAAACUAUUUUUAAAUAAUAUUGUAAUUUGGUAUAUAAUAAAUAAAUACAAUAAAUAUAAACAUAUAAAUAAAUAAUAAAUAAAUAAUAAAUAAAUAGAAAUAAAUAAAUAAAUAAUUAUAAUGAGCUCACAAACAACAACAACUACUACAACCACAUCAUCAGCCUCUGUACCAACAGUAGGUGCAUCAACAUCAUCUACACCAGCCCAAAAUGUAGAUUUAUCAAAACAUCCAUCAGGCAUCAUUCCAACUUUACAAAAUAUAGUUUCAACUGUUAAUAUGGCAACAGAAUUGGAUUUAAAAGCAAUUGCUUUAGGUGCAAGAAAUGCUGAGUACAAUCCAAAACGUUUUGCUGCCGUAAUUAUGAGAAUUAGGGAACCAAAAACUACAGCAUUAAUUUUUAAAAGUGGCAAAAUGGUUUGCACAGGUGCAAAGAGUGAAGAUGCCAGUAAAUAUGCUGCAAGAAAAUAUGCAAGAAUCAUUCAAAAGUUAGAUUUUCCUGCCAGAUUCACUGACUUUAAGAUUCAAAAUAUUGUUGGUUCAUGUGAUGUUAAAUUUCCAAUUAAAUUAGAACUUUUACAUAACGCUCAUACAUCUUUCACAAAUUAUGAACCUGAAAUUUUCCCUGGUUUAAUUUAUAAAAUGAUUCAACCAAAAGUUGUAUUACUUAUUUUUGUUUCAGGUAAAAUUGUUUUAACUGGUGCUAAAGUUCGUGAAGAGAUUUAUGAAGCUUUCGAAAAUAUCUAUCCAGUACUUACAGCCUUCAAAAAAAAUAUGGCAAUUGCAAAUCAAUAAUUCAACACAUAUGUAUAUAAUCUUUUUUUUUUCUCACUUCCUUUUUUUUAAUUGCAAAGAUUUGAAAAAAAAAAAAAAAAAAAUUAAAUAUUUAGAAUCAAUUAUAAACAGAAGUGCUCUGUUAUAACCAUAACAACAAAACACAAUAUUAAACAUAAUAACAACAAUAUAAAAACCUCACAAUAGUUUCAC
Dictyostelium purpureum is the source of this 1290-nucleotide messenger RNA. RefSeq names its product TATA-binding protein. Gene Ontology annotation, biological process: DNA-templated transcription initiation. The record is from RefSeq and is a predicted model, not a curated record. NCBI's taxonomy places the organism in Eukaryota, Evosea, Eumycetozoa, Dictyosteliales, Dictyosteliaceae. The coding region runs from base 424 to 1098 and encodes 224 amino acids. The transcript is spliced from 4 exons. Gene Ontology annotation, molecular function: RNA polymerase II general transcription initiation factor activity; DNA binding.